Molecule: messenger RNA, 546 nt
Organism: Charadrius vociferus (killdeer)
Lineage: Eukaryota; Metazoa; Chordata; Aves; Charadriiformes; Charadriidae
Gene: LCNL1
Product: lipocalin-like 1
Exons: 6
Coding region: 1-546 (181 amino acids)
Molecular function (GO): small molecule binding
Source: RefSeq, a predicted model, not a curated record
AUGAGGACCGUGGGGCUGAGCCUGGUGCUGGCCUUGCUCUGCCUGCUGAGUGCAGAGGCUGAGGACCUCAGCGCCGAGGGGCUGGACAUGAGCAAGAUUGCAGGGAAAUGGCACAUCACUGCUUUGGCCUCUGACUCCGAGAGCUACCUCCGAAAGAAGGAUGAGCUGAAGAUGGCGAUGGCCACCAUCACGGUCCUGGGGGAGGGAGACCUGAAGGUCUCCUUUGCAAUUCCCACGCCAAAGGGGUGUAAGAAAUCAGAGUGGAUCUACAAGCAAACAGUCGUCCCGGGUGAAUACUACAGCCCCGAGAGAGGCAAUAAAACGGUGCAAGUGGUGGAUACCGACGGCAAGACCUACGCUGUUAUUUUUGCCUCCAGAGUGAAGGACAGGAAGACCUUGCACAUGCUGAGGCUCUACAGCAGAACCCGGGAGGUGAGCCCCAAAAUCACAGCACUCUUUAAGAAGCUUGCACGGGAGCAGAGCUUUACCAACAAGAUGAUCAAGAUGCUGCCCAGCCAGGAGGAAUGCAGCCUCAAUGAAGCGUAG